AGUGUGGAGACGUUAGUUACGUCGGCAUGAGAGGCAGACAUACAAGCAGCUUCAGAGAGCUGGGUUUUGUGAUAACGGGGGAAGAAAACUAUUACUUAAGCACUCUUCGCUGUUCCUUGCAGGCAGCACGAUGCCACGACGUGUCAGUUUUGUUGCUUGUAACGUAGGGUGAAGAGAAGGAGCUUGCUAGUUAGCUAGCACAAUUUAGCCACAGAGUCUGACAGCCAACGUCAGUAGCCUGCAACGUUAGCUAGUUAAGUACUUUCCUUUGAAUAAGAAUAAGCAAUCAUGACACAGAAAGUCAAGCUGUGUUCAGUCUCCCUUGGAGUGGAGGGUAUGACUUGUGGGUCUUGUGUCCAGUCUAUAGAGCAGCGCAUCGGGUCUCUUCCUGGAGUGAUACAUAUAAAGGUUUCUUUAGAGCAGAAGAAUGCCACUGUCAUAUUUGACCACAGCCAACACAGCCCAGAGUCUCUGUCUGAGGCCAUCGAGGACAUGGGCUUUGAAUCAAGUCUUUCAGAGUCCAGUGCAGCCACACCCGUCUCUACAGAUACCCAGCUUAUACCCACCUCAGGCCUGACACAUACAGCGCAACAGGAGGCUUUGGAGAAGCUAUCUCAGAUUCAAGGAGUUCUGGAUGUCCGAGAGAGCCCGGGCCAGAUGGGUCUCACUGUCACCUUUGUUCCCUCCCUGACUUCUUCGCAGCAGCUGAGUGAGAAGGUGACCAGCGUAAUGCCUGUGGAGAUGCCCACACCCAGCAGCCCAAUGCAAAAAGACCCAACCAUGUCCCCAUCUCACACCACAGGAAGUGGGGUGACACUCCUGAAGUUGCGCAUUGAAGGAAUGACUUGUCACUCCUGCACGACCACUAUUGAAGGAAAGAUAGGAAAACUGAAAGGAAUUGAAAAGCUCAAAGUUGUUUUAGAGACUCAGGAAGCUACAAUCGUGUACCUGCCUUACCUCAUCACUGUCCAAACUAUCAUCGACCAGAUUGCUGUGGCCGGCUUCAAGGCGUCUGUCAAGUCCAAGCCUCGCCCUCUGCAGCUGUCCCCCAGCGAAAUCGAACGUUUUAUUGACUCUCAAAAACCAACAGGUUCUACUGUGUCAGAGACAUCAGAGGAGAAAGAAAUCUUCAUAGACACGACACUUGUUACGCUCAGGGUGAAAGGCAUGCACUGCCGUUCAUGUGUGGUCAAUAUCCAAGACAAUAUCUCUAUGCUGCCUGGUGUCUCCUCUGUGGAGGUCUGUCUGGAGAAGGAGAAGGCCUCCAUCUGCUAUGAUCCUCAAAAGGUCACAGUUAAUCAGUUGCAGCAGGCAAUUGAAGCGCUGCCUCCAGGAAACUUCAAGAUUCAACCCUGGGACUCCUCUGGCCCUCUCAGUCCUGUAUCCAUAUCUCCCACGCCUGCCUUAAUAUCACCUCGGUCUGCAGGAGCAAGUCAGGCCAACCCUGCUGCCUCACAGCCUUGUUUUACCCAGCCUCUGGCAUCUGAAGUUAAUAUUCACAUCGAGGGCAUGACAUGCAACUCCUGUGUCCAGACCAUUGAAGGCAUGAUCUCCCAAAGGAAGGGGGUAAUGUCAGCCCAGGUCUCUCUGGCUGAUCACCAGGGGAUCUUUGAGUAUGAUCCUCUCCUGACUUCACCAGAGGAGCUGAGGGAGGCCAUAGAGGACAUGGGCUUUGAUGCCUUCCUACCUGAGACAAAUUCUCUGCUGCCUGCACCCAAUCCCAGCCUCUCUAAAUCUUCGAGUCUAGUACCUGUGAAAGAUAAGGAGCUGGACAUAGACCUGCACAAAGAAACCCCCCAGGGACGCAGCGGCGACGCAUACUCUAAAUGCUACAUCCAGAUCGGAGGGAUGACCUGCGCUUCCUGUGUGGCAAACAUUGAGCGAAACCUCAAGAAUGAAACUGGUAUCUACUCGGUUUUGGUAGCACUAAUGGCCAGUAAAGCAGAGGUGCGUUAUAACCCUGAACUCAUGGACCCUGUGAAGAUAGCUGAGUGUGUGAAAGAGCUGGGCUUCACCGCCUCUGUGAUGGAGAACUAUGAAGGUUCAGAUGGAAACCUAGAACUAGUGCUCAGGGGAAUGACGUGCGCCUCUUGUGUUCACAAAAUCGAAUCCAGCCUGAUGAGAGAAAAGGGGAUUAUAUAUGCCUCUGUUGCCUUGGCAACCAACAAGGCACACAUUAAGUACGACUCUGAAAUUAUUGGGCCGCGAGACAUCAUCAAGCUGAUUGAGAAUCUGGGUUAUGAAGCAUCUUUGGUAAAGAGAGACCGCAGUGCCAGUCACCUGGACCACAGCAAAGAGAUACGACAGUGGAGGAAAUCUUUCCUGGUGAGCUUGUUUUUCUGCGUGCCUGUGAUGGGCAUGAUGACCUACAUGAUUAUUAUGGACCACCAGAUGAGUGUUUCACAUCAGCACAACACCACAGUGGAGGACCGCAACCAGUACCACUCCACCAUGUUCCUGGAGAGACAGCUGCUUCCAGGCCUCUCCAUUAUGAACCUUCUCUCCUUCCUCUUUUGUGUGCCUGUACAGUUUAUCGGAGGUCGCUACUUCUACAUUCAAGCCUACAAAGCACUCAUACACCGAUCUGCCAACAUGGAUGUACUAAUAGUCCUGGCUACCACCAUAGCCUUCACCUACUCAAUGAUUGUCCUAAUAGUGGCCAUGGUGGAGAAGGCAAAAGUCAACCCCAUCACCUUCUUCGACACACCGCCCAUGCUCUUUGUCUUCAUCUCCCUGGGACGCUGGCUGGAACAGAUAGCCAAGAGCAAGACAUCUGAGGCUUUGUCCAAGCUGAUGUCUCUACAAGCAACUGAGGCCACGGUGGUCACUCUGAGCAGUGACAAGUCUAUUCUCAGUGAGGAGCAGGUCGAUGUGGAGCUGGUGCAGAGGGGUGAUGUGGUGAAAGUUGUUCCUGGAGGGAAGUUUCCAGUAGAUGGGAGGGUCAUCGAGGGACACUCCAUGGCCGACGAGUCUCUCAUCACAGGUGAGGCCAUGCCAGUGACUAAGAAGCUUGGAAGCUCUGUGAUCGCGGGCUCCAUUAACCAGAAUGGCUCUCUGCUCAUCAGUGCAACACAUGUUGGCAUGGACACCACGCUGUCUCAGAUUGUCAAACUAGUGGAGGAGGCUCAGACUUCAAAGGCUCCCAUCCAGCAGUAUGCGGAUAAGAUCAGUGGCUACUUUGUACCCUUUAUUGUUGCCGUAUCUGUCCUUACGCUGUUCGCCUGGAUCGCCAUUGGGUUUUUAGACUUCUCUCUAGUGGAAAAGUACUUUCCUGGUUACGACAAGAGCAUUUCCAGGGUCGAGGCAGUGAUCCGGUUCGCCUUCCAGGCCUCCAUCACAGUAUUAUGCAUCGCCUGUCCCUGUUCCCUUGGCUUGGCAACCCCGACAGCUGUCAUGGUUGGCACAGGGGUUGGAGCCCAAAAUGGCAUCCUAAUAAAGGGAGGAGAGCCACUUGAGAUGGCACAUAAGGUCCAGUCGGUGGUGUUUGAUAAGACUGGAACCAUCACAUAUGGUGCCCCGAAGGUUAUCCAAGUCAAGAUCGUUGUGGAAGGGAACAAGAUGCCUCGUUCACGACUGCUGGCCAUCGUGGGUACAGCUGAAAACAACAGUGAACACCCUCUGGGAGCAGCUGUCACCAAAUAUUGCAAACAGGAGCUUGGCACAGAGGCUCUGGGCACAUGCACAGACUUUCAGGCAGUGCCCGGCUGUGGCAUCCGAUGUCAGGUCAGCAACACAGAGACCCUGCUGAGAGAGGGGGACAGCGACAGUGAGGAUAACAACCAGCGCAACAAUGUACUCGUGCAGAUCAGUGACCCUCGGAUGUCCACCAGCUCCCAUCCACUCAUCAUGGACCCACAGCCACUAAGCCUUGCCCAGACAUCCACCUAUGUUGUCCUGAUUGGCAAUAGAGAGUGGAUGAGGCGAAACUGCCUGCAGAUCAGACCAGAUAUAGACGAUGCUAUGAUGGAGCAUGAGCGCAGAGGACGCACUGCUGUCCUGGUAGCUGUAAACAAUCUGCUGUGUGCGAUGAUAGCCAUAGCGGACACAGUGAAACCAGAGGCUGAGCUGGCAGUACGCACUCUGACCAACAUGGGUCUGGAAGUUGUGCUGAUGACCGGAGACAACAGCAAGACGGCACGAGCCAUUGCUGCUCAGGUGGGCAUCAGGAAGGUGUUUGCUGAGGUGCUGCCCUCCCACAAGGUGGCAAAGGUGGAACAGCUGCAGCAGGCAGGAAAGAGAGUAGCCAUGGUGGGUGACGGUGUCAACGACUCACCCGCUCUGGCCAUGGCUGACGUGGGCAUCGCCAUUGGAACUGGGACAGAUGUGGCCAUAGAGGCAGCAGAUGUGGUGUUGAUCAGGAAUGACCUCCUGGAUGUGGUGGCCAGCAUUGACCUCUCUAAGAAGACCGUCAAGAGGAUCAGGAUUAACUUUGUAUUUGCUCUCAUCUACAACCUGGUUGGCAUUCCUAUCGCUGCUGGUGUAUUCCUUCCCGUUGGUCUGGUGUUACAGCCAUGGAUGGGCUCUGCUGCGAUGGCGCUGUCAUCAGUCUCUGUGGUUUUGUCCUCUCUUCUACUCAAAUGUUACACUAAGCCCAGUGCUGAGAAGUUGGAGGCCAGACUGGGUAACUGCAGGCGGCAAGGCAGCCUGUCCGACGUCAGCGUUCACAUCGGCAUGGGCGAGAUGCGUCGUCCUUCCCCCAGACUCAGCCUGUUGGACCGCUUUGUCAACUACAGCCGUGCCUCCAUCAACUCCCUGCGCUCUGACAAGCACUCACUCAACAGCUUGGCACUCAGUGAGCCCGACAAACACUCACUGCUGGUGGGGGAGGCGCUGUGUGAGGAGGAACUGUGCUGAAUCCGUACAGCUCACACGGGCCAGCGACCAUUUUCAGAGUUGAAGUAGAAAGUAGCUACGUGUGUUCGAGGCUAGGCCAUGCUAAGCUGAAAGGGUUACAUUCAAUAACAGCCUAUCCUUCUGCUGUAGGUGCCUCGGGGCAGCACUGCUGACUUGAAAAAAAGCUUACAUGCCCCUUGUUUUCUUUCAACCAGCUGAUCACAUGCACUUCAGAGCACAUUGGGGUGGUUUUCCUCUCUUACAGUUGCAGACUUUUGUUGAGGUCACUGCCCUCGGGCACACUCUUUGAGCAACCCUUUCAUCCUGUGACACUCUCUCUGUGCAGAAGCAUGAAGCAUCUAAAGCGCCUUGAAGCAGGUGUCCACAUCUAGGAAGCAGAGUGAUGAGCAGCUCUGCCACUGUGCUUGUUUGCCAGUACAAUCUUUAACAUCUAUCCAAAGAAAUUUUAACAGUGGUGGCUCUUGUAAGAGUAGACACUACAGUUGUAUUUUAACUAAUGUUCCUUAUAUGGAAAAUUAUAACACUGUUGUAUAAUUAUAUAUUGUAUUUAUAUUACCUUUAUUUAUCUUUUUUUCAUUAUAUAUCGUGAAAAUUGAAGCUGUUGAAUCCAAAUGCCAAUUUUUAAUUUUUAGUCUCUUUAAAUGUGUAAUUACUGAGUAAGGUAGGGCAUAAAACUCGGCAAUCAAAAGAAGUAUUGCAACUCGCUACAAACAGAUUUUUGUGCAGAAUGCUAACGGAGUGAGUUGUAAAGGUCAAUGUUUCCCAAGUGCCAAUCAAAAUGCCACCUUGGCAAAGUACAACACAUUCCAAAGAUAGCACUGUACAGAGGUGACCUUGGACUUCAAGUGCGCAAAGUGUGAACAGAGAUAAGGUCAAUGACUCAGAGACCUGAAGAAGGUUGACUGUGAAUGUUGACGCCAACUAUAGAGGACUCUUUUUUUCGUUAGUUGUGUCGACCCCUCUUUAUCUUUGGUUUAUCAUAAAAGAUGUCUGUCCGUGAAUGCGAAGGUGUUUUGCUGUUAAACAGAAGUUGUUACAUGGAUGAGAUGUUCUUGCAUUACUUCAUUUGCUUGUUGCAAAAGGAAGGUUUUGUGUUGUGAAGCAGUAUGUUAUGAAGAGGCCAAAUUGUAAUGGCUUUUGUGUUCUUUCACACUAGGCAAGAUGUUACUGUUUCUAAGAAUUACUUUCAGUGAUAGAAUGUUAAAUUCUCUGCUUUUUCCAUAUGAUUCACACUUCAAACCCAGGAGGAGCCGUAAAUACAGCAGGAUCAGCUCACUAAACACAGCUGUGUCCCAGCAGUUACACCAAACAAGUCACUGGGAGACGGAUGACGAAUUUAGCAGAUUGUUUCAUAAAGAUCACGUGUAAAAUUGAGGUCAACUAGUAAAUUUUGCAAUUGAUUUUUCUCGUUAAAUUAUUAAAGAUUUUAUUUGCAUUACUAUCUGCUGUAUCAAAUCAGGAGAUAACCAUUACAGUCCAGCUAUUCCUUGCUUUUGUGUCUUAACCUCGCUAGUAUUUCUCACUGAUUAUGAAAGAGCCAUCAGUUUGUCCUCCCGCUGUCUCAUGAUGCAUUAUGUUCUGUAGCAGUCGCAGCUUGCUGAGUGCAGUUAUGCCAAUCUGUUGUUUUUGUGCAUUGCUUUGUAAAGACGUCCACAGGGCUUCAUGUCUGUGUGCAGUCAAGUUAAGCAAGUCCAUGUAUGCUGUUUUUCAUAGUUCUUGUGAACAUUAUGUGCCUUGGAAUAAAACACCUUUCUAAUGUCA
Micropterus dolomieu (smallmouth bass) is the source of this 6615-nucleotide messenger RNA. It is a transcript of the gene atp7a, whose product is annotated as ATPase copper transporting alpha. The transcript has 23 exons. Gene Ontology annotation, biological process: monoatomic cation transport. The coding region runs from base 289 to 4854 and encodes 1521 amino acids. Gene Ontology annotation, cellular component: membrane. The record is from RefSeq and is a predicted model, not a curated record. Gene Ontology annotation, molecular function: copper ion binding; ATPase-coupled monoatomic cation transmembrane transporter activity; ATP binding. Lineage: Eukaryota; Metazoa; Chordata; Actinopteri; Centrarchiformes; Centrarchidae.